UACAAACACCCAAAGGCUGCUGCUGUUUUUUUUUCUUACAUCUGUAACAAGUGAACGGUGAUAUUUUUCUUCGCCACCAGGAGACCAACAGCAUCACCGAAAUAAAAUAAAAGUUUUUAAAAUGGACAACAACAGCAAAAUAAUGAGGAGAACUAUCAGCAUAUUACUUGUUUUCAAUCUGUGGAUAUCUUUAUCCGCCGCAGAUACCUUUUGUCUUGAUAAAGUUACCGACGUUCCCAACUUGAACGACCAAAUACAGAAAGAGUUACAAGCGAGCACCUUUUACCUGGCGGCGUCUCAUUAUUUCGAAAGAAGUGAUAUGGCUUUGCAUGGCAUUUCUAAAUUCUUCCAUAAAAUGUCCUCUGAAGAGAAAGGUCAUGCCGAUAAACUGAUGACCUACAUGAACAUGAGGAAAUCUCCACCUAAAACCCCAAAUAUUUCGAUUAAGGAUAUUUGCGACCUAUUCAGCAAAAAUGAUAUUUGCUUAGAUAAAAAUAGUGACGAUUGCAAACAUUUGUACUCAGCAAAAAGUGACGAUUGCAAACAUUCGUGCCCCGCAAAAACUGACGAUUGCACAAUUUCGAGCCCCCACAAAGUUUGCACUGAGAUAACAGGAACAGAGCAUACCCAAGACAUAUGUAAGAAAGACAACAUUCCCCUAUACGUGAUGAAAUUAGCGCAUAAAUUGGAAUUACUGGUCUAUGAUAAACUGGUUAACAUAGUUAAAGAAUCAAGCGACGAGGAGUUGAAACAUUUUAUUGAACAUGAAUAUCUAGACGAGCAAAUUGAGUCCAUCAAACAAAUCUCCGACUACGAAAUACAAAUGGCGAGAUUGGGAUGUGGUUUGGGCUUCUACAUUUUCGACCAGCAGUUUCUUCAGAAUGACGCAAAGAGUUAAAGCCACAGAUAUUCACAUAAUAUACAAUAUAUAACGUCAUAAACACUUUCUCUUUCCUCCUCUCCUACUUUUCUUCUUUCUUUCUUUCACUCUUUCUGUCUCUCUAUCUUUCUUCCUUUCUCUCCGGUUUCCGUAUUUACUUUAAACUGAAACAUAAAGAUCGAUCCUACUUUCCUAAACAGUUAUAAAUGGAUGAAAACAACAUCCUUUUCACUAACACUAGUAGCCAGAUAAAAGAACGAUCUAACUA
Octopus sinensis (East Asian common octopus) is the source of this 1148-nucleotide messenger RNA. RefSeq names its product ferritin-1, chloroplastic-like. The record is from RefSeq and is a predicted model, not a curated record. Gene Ontology annotation, cellular component: cytoplasm. Lineage: Eukaryota; Metazoa; Mollusca; Cephalopoda; Octopoda; Octopodidae. Bases 122 to 898 code for a protein of 258 amino acids. Gene Ontology annotation, molecular function: ferric iron binding; ferrous iron binding. The transcript has 11 exons. Gene Ontology annotation, biological process: intracellular iron ion homeostasis; iron ion transport.